AUGUCGAACACACAUGUAUUAUCAUCUUCUAUGAUGAACAAUCAAUUGAAACAGUCAAAAGCGCUUGUCAAAGUAACCGAUGUUAAUUAUGAAAAUUUCAAAAACGUUCAACAACAGAACACUCCUAUCAUAUACAAUCAAUCAAGACAAUUAAAUACGUUAUCAUCUAGAGCUUAUUAUCUUCCAUCGAAUUCUCCGUCAAUCAAAGAAAUAUCUCCAAGAAGAGAUGCAUUCGAAGAUGCCACACAACAAAAAUCAAAUUUAAUCGAAAAGAAUAUAAAAGUACAAGUAUGGAAAAAAGUUAGACCUAUGCUCAUUGGUUUCAGCUUGGCUCUUGGUGUAACCAUAUGUGUCAUUGCUGGUUUAGUUAUAUUUAUAACUACAAAACCAAAAGAAUCAAAUAGUUCAUCAAGUAACACUACUCAACAGACAUGUGAUGUCACUUGUACAAUGUCAGGAACUCCAUAUCGUCCGUCAACUAUUGCAUAUUGGCCAUUCAACGGCAAUCUUUAUGAUUUGAAUAAUAUCUAUUCUGGAACUUACUCUGUACCAUCAUCUUCACCUAGUUAUACGACUGAUAGUUUCGAUCAAGCAAUAGUAUUUGAUGGAAGUCAUUAUGUUAAUGUAGAUACACAUUUUCUCAAUCUAAGCUAUCGAAGUUGGACUAUAGAAGGGUGGAUCUUAUUAAGUGAUUUAUCUAGUGAACGUGGCAUUUUCAGUCAAUCUCGGUCAUCGACGACAACUGGACAAUGUUUCAAUUUAAGUGUCAAAAAUAAACGUUUGUAUUCUACUUUCACCAAUGAUGACAUCAGCGGUACCACUUAUUUAACGAUAUCAACAACCAAAUAG
This is a messenger RNA of Rotaria sp. Silwood1, 849 nucleotides long. NCBI's taxonomy places the organism in Eukaryota, Metazoa, Rotifera, Eurotatoria, Philodinida, Philodinidae. The record is from the annotation of a GenBank genome assembly.